This is a messenger RNA of Fonsecaea monophora, 3183 nucleotides long. RefSeq lists its product as hypothetical. Gene Ontology annotation, molecular function: hydrolase activity. Gene Ontology annotation, biological process: intra-Golgi vesicle-mediated transport. The coding region runs from base 1 to 3183 and encodes 1060 amino acids. Lineage: Eukaryota; Fungi; Ascomycota; Eurotiomycetes; Chaetothyriales; Herpotrichiellaceae. The record is from RefSeq and is a predicted model, not a curated record. Gene Ontology annotation, cellular component: COG complex. The transcript is spliced from 5 exons.
AUGGCGUACGCACAAUCAUGGCUCGAUCUGGAGAAGAGCCUGGGUGGCCGCACGGUCAUGAGCGGAACGCCGGAAGAGAUUCGUGCCCAGUAUGAUCAACUUGUGGCGUUGUUGCUUCCUCAAUUGCCUCCCCCAUCAGACGCCGUCGAGAGCAAAGACGGUGAAGUCGAGGGCAUCAAGUACCGCUUGUAUACACCAAAGGAAGCUGCCAAAUCAGGCCCCCUACCUGUCGCCAUCUGGACGCACGGCGGAGGCUGGAUGACUGGCGACCUCAACUCGGACGAUUUGCUCUGCAGGGUUGUUGCUGAAGCUGUUCCCUCAAUUGUCAUCAGCAUCGACUACCGCCUUGCCCCCGAGCACAAGGUCCCCACACAGCUCCAGGACUGUUUGACCGUGUACAAAUGGGCACGACAAAACGCCGCCUCGUAUGGUGGUGACCCAAACAAAUUCUACACCGUUGGUGGCUCUGCAGGUGGUGCACUGGCGCUCCAAAUCGCCAACCGUCUGGUCAAAGACCCCUCGAAGCGCGAUGGCAUCAAGGGUGUCGCCGCCGUUGUGCCCUGUACGCUGCACUGGGACAACGUCCCAGAGGAGUAUAAGGGUAUCUAUAAAGCGUACGAGGAGAACAAGGAGGGCGUCCCUAUCAUCGACAAGACCUCGAUGCAGAUUUUCUACGAACACGCAGGCGCCGAUCCCAAGGACAGCGACAUCUUCACCGCUCUGGCCACAGAUAACCACGCCAACUUCCCUCCCACAUAUUUCGUCAGCUGUGAAAAGGAUCCCUUGAGAGAUGAUGCGUACGUGAUGGAAGCCGCACUGAAGAAGGCAGGUGUCCCUACCAAGCACGACCACUACAAGGGAUUGCCUCACUAUUUCUGGAUCUUCCCCUCUGUGCCCGAGGGGCAGCAGUUUGUGGCCAACUUGAUUGGGGGUAUCAAGUGGCUUGUGUCGCAGAUCGCCGAUGGCUUCACCUCCGCCAGCGGUCUCGACAGUCCCGUCACACCGGGCGGUGCCGGUGCUGAUGUUCUCCCUUCGUCCAAGCGGUCUACAGCCCUGACCGCCAAACUCACCAGCGUCCUCUCCGCGUCCUACGCCGACUACGAGACCCGCGAUGCGUUGCGCCUCCUCGACGAGCGAGGCGUCCGCAAUGACGAGGAUACAAGGAGGAACCUCAAGGCCAACGCACAAAAGGAGGUGAUCGAUUGCAAUGCACAGAUCGUGGAUGAUUUCGGUGUGGUUGCGGAGCAACUGAAGCGCGUCGGGGCCUUGCUCGCGACCCUCAACACCACGUGCGAAUCAAUGCGCACGCACAUCCUCGCGGCGAAACAAGAGUCCGCGCCAACGCUGGAGGAAUUCUCCACGCUCAUGACGCGCAAACGGGAGACUGAGGUGAAAGAGUCCCUCUUGACCGCGUUCACCAGCCACUUCCUCAUCUCUAAUCAAGAUCUGAACAUUCUGACCAGCUCCGCGGAGCCGCUCGACGAACGCUUCUUCUCGAUCCUGGCGAGGUGCAAGCAGAUCCACAAGGACUGCGAGUUUCUUUUGGGCUACAACUCCUCUCCUUCCGGCGAGGAGGAAGGCACGUCCCGACUGGGCUUGGAGUUGCUUGAACAGACUACCCGCAACCUGGAUGCGGCCUUCAAGAAGCUCUACAACUGGAUCCAACGAGAAUUCAAGACGCUCGACCUCGAAGACCCCAAUAUCAGCGGCUCGAUUCGUCGCGCGUUGAGGGUCCUCAGUGAGAGGCCGAGCUUGUUCCAGAACUGCCUCGACUUCUUUGCGGAAGCGCGACGAGCCACGUUGGCAGAGGCGUUUCAUGAAGCCCUGACAGGCUCGGGUCAUCAUGGAGGUGCUGCGACGAAAGCGAUUGAAUUCUCCACCCACGAACCGUUACGGUACAUCGGCGAUAUGCUUGCGUGGGUGCACUCCGCUGCAGUGUCGGAGAAGGAAGCUCUCGAGGGGCUCUUUGUGUCCGAUGCUGAAGAGAUUUCGCGGGGUCUCAGCGCUGGCAAGGCCACUGAUCCGUGGGCUCGAAUCAGCAGUGGCCGACAGAGAAGGGCGUCAUCUGCGUCGAGCUCAGAUGCGGAGAAAGAAGAUGGUGACGAGCAGCCGGUCUUCGAUGGCCGCAAGGCCCUGUCCGAACUCAUCUCCCGCAAUCUCUCCCUCGUCUGUCAGACCUUGCAAUCACGGAUCGACGUUGCCGUGCGCACUUCGGGGGAUCCUGUGCUCAUGUUCAAGACCUUCAACCUUUUAGAUUUCUAUCGCGGCAUCUUCUCCAAACUGCUGGGGCAGGACUCAACCCUAGCCAGGCUCAUCCAGACUCUGCAAUCAUCGACACUGGCACAGUUUGAACAAGCAAUGGAAGAAGAGACCACCACCGCCAUUGCAAGCAUGGAUUCGGAGCCACCGCGCGAUCUCACGCCGCCGGUGUUCCUGGCCACGGCCUUGAGACAGUUCAACGACGUAUGUCAGGCGCGAGGUCCCCAGAUGACGGAGCCGGAACUCGAGCGACUCUUUACGUCGAUGCUAAGCGGGAUCCUGGCCGCGUGCGCCGAGUCCGCAACCAAUCUCGCGGACGUGCGGAGAGCCAGCAUCUACAAGAUCAACUACCUGACCGCGCUGAAGGCGACACUCGCAAACAUCUCGGCCCACGUCCCCCCUGCCCGGAUCCCACUGGAGAAAGCCGCCAGGGAGAUCCAGACGGUGCGGGACCAGCUGGUCGAAUUCGUCACUUCGACGUUCCUCGAAUUCUCCGGCGUCGCGGAGCUCAUGCAAGAAAUCGACUCGCGCAGGGGACAAGGCCCAAAGGCCCGACGGGCCUGGCUCCUCCAAAACCUCGACGAGGCCGCCCAGCGGCUCGACGCGUUCCUCUCCUCUGCCCUUAUGGACGCGCAGGAAGCCAUGAAACCCCUGUUCGACCGCCCACUGGCCCAGGAUGUGGUGGCCGAAGCGGUGGAGAAGUUCUGCUCCGAGUACGAUGAUUUGGAGGGCAUGCUAGAGAUGGUCGAUACUGAGACUUCCGUGUCAGCGUCAGCAUCGGCGGGAGAGGGAGACGGCGACGAUGGCGAUGACGAUGACCAAAGGUCAGAGGAUCAGGGGGACAAGAGCGCCACUGGCCCGGUCGGGUCAGUGAGAGAAUCGUAUCCCAGGACUGGGGCAGAAGUGCGCGCUCUUCUGAGCUAG